Molecule: messenger RNA, 1386 nt
Organism: Phacochoerus africanus (Common warthog)
Lineage: Eukaryota; Metazoa; Chordata; Mammalia; Artiodactyla; Suidae
Gene: NME9
Product: NME/NM23 family member 9
Exons: 13
Coding region: 122-1243 (373 amino acids)
Biological process (GO): UTP biosynthetic process; GTP biosynthetic process; CTP biosynthetic process
Molecular function (GO): nucleoside diphosphate kinase activity
Source: RefSeq, a predicted model, not a curated record
UGACGACCGUGGCUGGGUUGCUGCAGAGUCUGCUGGAAACUCUCGCUGCAGGUUGAGGACCGGUACCUGUUUGCAGUGGCUUGGUUCCCCAGGAAUAAAUUAGAACAGCACCACAAGAGCCAUGGGCAGCAAGAAGAAAGAAAUUGCCCUGCAGGUCAACAUCAGCACCAAGGAACUUUGGGAGGAAAUGCUCAGUUCCAAAGGACUCACUGUUGUCGAUGUCUACCAAGGCUGGUGUGGCCCCUGCAAGCCUGUGGUGAGCCUCUUCCAGAAGAUGAGGAUCGAGGCCGGUCUGGACCUUCUGCAUUUUGCAUUAGCGGAGGCAGAUUGUCUUGAUGUCCUCGAAAAAUACCGAGGGAGGUGUGAGCCUACCUUUCUGUUUUAUGCAGGAGGAGAGCUGGUGGCGGUGGUGAGAGGAGCGAACGCCCCACUGCUACAGAAAACCAUUCGAGACCAGCUGGAGGCUGAGAAGAGGGUGCUGGCUGAAGGCGGGGAACGGAGAGUGAUUAAGGAUGAGGCUCUUUCUGAUGAAGACAACUGCUUUUCCCAUGGGAAGGAUGAUGGUGACAAUGAGGACAUGGUGUCCUCAGAAAAGGCCUGCACCUUGGCAAUCAUUAAACCAGACGCCGUGGUCCACGGGAAAACAGAUGAGAUUAUCAUGAAGAUCCAGGAAGCUGGGUUUGACCUUUUAGCAAACGAAGAGAGAACCAUGACAGAAGCAGAAAUGCGACUCUUCUACCAACACAGAGCUGGAGAGGAGGCAUUUGAGAAGCUGGUACACCACAUGUGCAGUGGACCAAGCCACCUCCUGAUCCUCACCAGGACUGAGGGUGCUGAGGACGUGGUCACUGCCUGGCAAAACCUCAUGGGGCCCUGUGACCCUGAUGUGGCAAGAAGGGAGCAGCCUGACAGCCAGAGGGUCCGGUGGUGUGGUCCCAGAGCCACCUGCAACACUUUCCCAGGAAAUACAGAUUCCAGAGCCCCACCUAGGCCUGCCAAUUCAGAGACUCUGGUCUCCGCGCUCAGUAUGGCACAGAAAUGCCCUUUAACGCCGUCCACGGAAGCCGGGAUUCGGAAGACGCCCGCCGGGAACUGGCACUGCUCUUCCCCAGUUUUAAGUUUUCAGACGAGGUUCCAAAAUCCCCUCUGGGGCGAGAGGCUUAGGAGUGGAGGCCCCUGUGAGGCACUGUGCUUCCCCGAGCACGUGGACGAGGUGGCUGUGCUACUCUGCGGGAACCCGUGACCCGGGUGAGGCCACAAGAGGAAGUGUCAGCGCCCCCAUAUCUGCUGCACAGAAGGAAACCUCCAGAAUUGAAACUUCCUCUUUUGAGCACCGACGCUCUUUUGGUUUAGUUCUCUCUCGUGAAUAAACAUAACAGUGUCCAC